Acaulospora colombiana is the source of this 1604-nucleotide messenger RNA. The record is from the annotation of a GenBank genome assembly. Lineage: Eukaryota; Fungi; Glomeromycota; Glomeromycetes; Diversisporales; Acaulosporaceae.
AUGGAAUUGUCUAGCUCCAGUGAAACAUCAUGUCCUAUAAACAAACUUCCAUUCGAACUCGUAACGGCGGUGGCGUCCUUAUUGGAUCACCCUGCGGAUAUAUUGAGCCUCACGCGGUCCUCCAAGCGAUUUUUCCAAAGUCUUACCAGCCAACACGCGCUCUUCGUAUGGAAGGCAGCACGAAAGGCCUUUCAACCAGCGUCUAUCCCAGACCCACCAAAAUUAUUUACGGAAUAUGGCUGGGUGGCAUUCAUAUUUGGACCCAACAACUGUGCUCGUUGUCAGAAGAGAACGUUUGAUUUGCCUUGGAGUUUGAGACUUCGUGCCCAUAUGUGUAAAGCAAGCCUGGUUACCGGUUUAUCAUCGCGAUUGCUGAAUGAUCUCCUCAGUUUUUUCCUCAAUAAAGAAGAGCCAGUACCACCCGAAAUCGCUAGUAAGCUGCGAAGUAAUUGCAAUGUGCCGGACCCUCGUAGAUGGAUUUGCGAUUCUUUACCAAGCCUGGAGUACGGCAAGAACUUGAUAUCAGAUCUUCUCUCCGAUUUUGUACCAAGGGUAUAUAGAAAAAAGGACUGGGAUUACAUAAUUUCCCGUAUCGUAUCCAUUGUCAAUUCAGAAAAACCCGUCAACAUUGAACCACGUCUUGAGGUCACCAUUGGUAUUCUCCCCCCAUUCCAAAUUCUCAUGUAUACUACCUCAGGUCUCAAAGAAAACAGAGAGCAAAUUCUACUGGAAACAAGUGUUAUAAUGAAGGCCCUGACAAAUAGCUUGACAUCCUCCGACAUCAAUUCCCAACUGGCGUCUAAACCGAUGCAAGGUUUGAUUAUGACAGAACUUGCACAGUGGCUUGACAUAGCACUCCAACAAACCCGCCAAAAACUAGGUUACUAUGACCCAUCAAACAAACAUGGAAGGGGAAAGAAGGAUAGCUCCCUUGUUUGGCGACCAACCGAGAAUAAGUUGGAUCCCGAGAGCCGAGUAACCAGCUGGUUUACUUGCACUAAAUGCAACGACGUAGAGCCAAGAUUCAAACGGAUGAUGGUGUUGAGCUUUGAGGGGGUCUGUACUCACAAGUGUAAAGAGAAGCACAAGUCGGUCAAAGACAGAACGCCUUGGGACAUUAACAACUUUAUCCUGAAUACAAGAGCCCAAGAAGCUGCCCGAAAGAUGUUGAGCCUCUUACAGAUAGAAGAAGAGAGCCGUACUAGCUGGAGGGUGCUGAAAAGGAGCGACGAAUUCAUUUGCAACUCUUGUCCUGGUGCCAUGCGUUACAUGACAUUUGCGGAUAUGAUUCGACAUAGUCAGCGGCAUGAGACCCAAGACAUAGGAUGGAUGUCGUCCGACAUUAAAGAGGCUACACGUAUCAGUACAUACCGUUUCUCUUAUGCAGAUUUGGCCUCAGGGAAAUAUCCAGAAGAAGUCAAAAAGAAGCAAUUCUACUGCGUUCACUGUACACUCAAGAAUCCUAAUCCAGACCUGAGGGACUUCAAUAGCCUUCGGAGUCACAUAAAAUCGAAGAGUGAGGACUAUAAGUUCGUGGAGGACCCCAGUCUUCAUAAAAAUGGCAUUGAGGCACUCUCAGAACAGAGCUCUAACGAAGACGCAGG